Acaulospora morrowiae is the source of this 1842-nucleotide messenger RNA. NCBI's taxonomy places the organism in Eukaryota, Fungi, Glomeromycota, Glomeromycetes, Diversisporales, Acaulosporaceae. The record is from the annotation of a GenBank genome assembly.
AUGAUCGUGAACAACACCAUCCCACAAUGGAUUGACACAUGGAUAAGCAGGGGUGAAUUCGAUCCAUCGUCUUUUUUCUAUCCUGGGGAGAAGACCAGUUCGUUGCUCGCUAGGGAAAAGCGCACGCGAUUUGAUCAAAUCAAAUUUGAUAUAGUGUACACAUGGGUAAACGGUAGCGAUGAACGGCACCAAAAAUUACGCGAAAUUUAUGCGCCCAACAAAGUAAAGAGUUCUGCGAACUCAGAAAACCGCUAUCGGGAUUAUGAUGAAUUAAGAUAUUCUAUAAGAUCGGUGGAGGAAUUUUUUGGGUCAUUUAUAAACAAGAUAUUUAUUAUUGCGACCGAUUUUAAGAACACAAAAAUCGCGGAGAAAGACAAGGAGUCACCUUCUGAAGUAAUGCAAGUUCCAACGUGGCUGAAUACGUCUUGGAGGGAUUGUGAGACGGGAGAACCACGCGUACAAAUGGUGAGACAUAGUGAAAUAUUUACGGAUACUUCGGUGCUGCCUACAUUUAAUUCCUUGGCCAUAGAAAGUCAAAUGAUGAAUAUACAGAAUUUGUCGGAUCAGGUACUUUACUUAAAUGAUGACCAAUUCCUCGGGAAAAGUCUCUCGCCUGUUGAUUUCUGGACUCCAUUAUAUGGUCAAGUAUUUCACGUCGAACACCAUCUCACCGUUCCACUCGAAUAUUACAGAUCAAUAGAUGAAGCGGGAGAGUGGUAUGCUUUGUAUCACUCGAACAAAUUGCUGAGCAAAAGAUUUGGCUCCCGUCAUCGCCCAUACGUCUCUCACUCUACUCACACUCUUUCCGCAACCAUCUUACGUUCCAUGGUUACCGAAUUUCCCGAUGAAUUCCUUUCCACCUCAUCUCACCGAUUCCGAAAUAUCGCCCCCGACUUACACACCACUUUUCUCUUCACUCAUUACGUAAUGGAGAAACACCGCGAAGCUUUACUCCGCAGCUUCCUAGUUUACAAGAUGGAUGUUAAUCACAACAUGAAAUACGAACUUUCGGAACGAAGGGCAAUAUUGAAAGUAUUUGGUAACGAUGGAUAUACCUUAGGAAUUUCCAGAAAGACUCUUGAAAACUACGAGGCUAUUUUAGAAAAAACUGGUGUCGGUGAAACUAGAGAAACGAAAUACACGUGGUCGAGCAUGGAUGGAUAUGCAUAUUCUGUCUUAUCGCCCUUACAUAUAAAUUAUGGCAAUGGUGGAAAGAAAAAACCGCCCUAUUUCUUUAAUCCGGAGACACACCCGCCUGAGGUCAGGAGUUGUAAACUGGAGUUGGAAUAUUGUUUUGGAAGUACGUUUUUGAGUGAGAACGAAAACGUUACAGUAGAUGUGGAAAGUAUAUUUACGGAAGUGGCAGUGAGGAAAGUUGAGUGUGGUGAUUGCAUUAUACAACAUUUGAUUUAUAAAAGUGGUGGGAAGGGAUUAGAAGCUUUCUUGCCAUCGGGGGAGAAAAAUAUGACAAGGGACGAAGGAAAUAGUGAAGGCGAUAGUGAAGACAAGAAUAAUGUAAUGGAUUUCGACAGAAUGUCCUACCGUACCCGUGCCAUAACAGAAAUUUUUCGCUAUUCUUACGUGAUAGGUGGGUCUUCAUACCGAUUUAUUUACAUGGAUUACCCCUUGAAGACUUGGGAUAAUCUCAAAAGCCUUUCGGAGCAAAAACCUUCAAUAUUUUGUAUAAAUGACGAUGUAAAUUUAAAUAAUUAUGAUAUGGGAAAAAUCCGUGAAUAUUUGAGCCAGUUUUUGCGAGGAUACUUCUCAAAUGCCACUGAGUAUGAAAUUAAGGAUGGAUCUAAUGGAUUUUGGGAAAGAGUUAAGAGGCUUCUAACCGUGUGA